Messenger RNA from Momordica charantia (bitter melon), 1778 nucleotides. Its product is annotated as 7,8-epoxymelianol synthase CYP88A154. Gene Ontology annotation, molecular function: ent-kaurenoic acid monooxygenase activity; iron ion binding; heme binding. NCBI's taxonomy places the organism in Eukaryota, Viridiplantae, Streptophyta, Magnoliopsida, Cucurbitales, Cucurbitaceae. Gene Ontology annotation, cellular component: endoplasmic reticulum. Gene Ontology annotation, biological process: multicellular organism development; sterol metabolic process; brassinosteroid homeostasis. The record is from RefSeq and is a predicted model, not a curated record.
UCCUUUCAUUCAUUCUGAGAGCCAUACCCGAAGCAGCAAAAUUCAUGGAGGAUUUGUGGGUAUGGCUGAUCGGUGCUGUGGUCGGCGGCUAUAUCUUUGUAUUCGGUAUUCUCAGAAACUUUAACCAAUGGCUCUUCAUCACGCGCCACCGUGGCCGCUACCACCUCCCCCCCGGCGACAUGGGCUGGCCCAUCAUCGGAACCCUCCUCCCCUUCCUCCGAGCCUUCCGCUCGGGUCGACCCGAUUCCUUCAUCAACCAUUUCGUCUCCAAGUAUGGUAAAAUAGGGAUGUACAAGACGCAUUUAUUCGGGAGCCCAAGCGUGAUAGUGUGCGUGCCGGAGGUGUGCCGGCACGUGCUGAUGAACGACGAGCAGUUCGUGUUCGGGUACUCGAAAGCGACCAGAAUCCUGACCGGAAGCAAGGCCCUGAACACGGUCCCGAAGGCGGAGCACCGUCGUCUGCGGCGGCUGAUCGCGUCUCUGAUAAGCGGGCACGACGCGCUGUCGCUGUACAUCGGGCACGUGGAGGGGAUCGUGGUCACGUGCCUGGAGGAGUGGGGAAGCAUGAAGAAGCCGGUGGAGUUCCUGACGGAGAUGAAAACGGUGGCGUUUAAGGUUCUCCUCCACAUCUUCAUCGGAUCCACGUCAGCUGCUUUCAUCGACAAGAUGGAGAAGCUGUACACUGAUUUUCACUUGGGAUUCAUGGCCUCUCCCAUUGAUCUUCCUGGUACCACCUUCAGCAGGGCUCUUAAGGCCAGAAAGGAGCUGAUAAAGAUAUUUGAAAAUGUAUUGAAAGAGAAGAAGGCAAAUUUGGGGAGCAAAGAAGUAGAAAAGAGAAAGAAAGAUAUGACUGAUUUAUUAUUGGAAGUUAGAGAUGAAGAUGGGCAAGGCUUGGAUGAUGGCUGCAUUAUUGAUUUGUUGAUUGGGUUUUUCUUUGCUGGCCAUGAAACUUCUGCUCAUAGUAUCAUGAGAGCUAUCAUGUUUCUAUCCGAAAAUCCCGAAACCCUUCUCAAAGCCAAGGCUGAGCAAGAGAAAAUUGUGAAGGCCAGGGCAGAUGCCCAACAAAAGGGCUUGACCAUGAAGGAAAUCAAACAAAUGGAUUAUCUUUCUAAGGUGAUCGAUGAAACGUUGAGGAAGACAAGUUUGGCAUUUACGCUUUCGAGAGAGACAAAAGUUGACGUUAACUUAAAUGGCUAUACAAUACCAAAGGGAUGGAAAAUCCUUGUUUGGACGAGAGCUGUUCAUAUGGAUCCGGAAAUCUAUGAAAACCCACAAAAAUUCGACCCAUCUAGAUGGGACAAUCCAAAACGUAGAGCUGGGUCUUUCAUUCCCUUUGGAGCAGGAAUGAGACUUUGUCCUGGGAUUGAUCUUUCCAAACUCGAGAUCGCCAUUUUCCUUCACUAUUUUAUCCAUGGUGGCUUCAGACUCGAGAGAGUAAAUCCAAACUGCCCAGAGAAUCAUCUGCCUUUGCCAAGGCCUACAGACAACUGCCUUGCAAGAGUUGUUAGAGAUUCAUAAAUAUUGAAAUAAAGGAGAUCAGAAAAUGGGCUCUCAAAUUUCCACCUUUUAACUCCAAAAAUAUAAUAUAUAGUUUUAGUAGGAAGAUUUCAAUACUCUCCCUCACUGCUUUUAUACAUAUACAUGUCUUUGUAUGGGCUUAUAAAUAACUCAUCUCACUUUCGUACCAGAGAUGAAGCCUGAUUUAGUUCUACUACACUUGUUGAAUUACCCUCAGCAAUGUUUACCAACCCCAUUCAAUGUACUAAAUUUUCAUCGAUA